Messenger RNA from Arthroderma uncinatum, 711 nucleotides. RefSeq lists its product as uncharacterized. Lineage: Eukaryota; Fungi; Ascomycota; Eurotiomycetes; Onygenales; Arthrodermataceae. The transcript has a single exon. The coding region runs from base 1 to 711 and encodes 236 amino acids. The record is from RefSeq and is a predicted model, not a curated record.
AUGGCUGGCUAUGUAAGAAUGGACGGUGUUAUGGAGCCAACCUUCCAUAAACUGGACAACUAUGGCGAUAUUAUUUUGGUCUUGGAUGAGCAGGAUGCUGCAUAUGAAGACAACGAGGAUUUCUAUACUCUAUUUGAGCUUCCUUCGCCUAUAAACGAGGAACAAAUUGAGGAGAACCUUCCAGACCCUUCUCUUUAUACAGCGAAGAAAGGUCGUAAGAAAAAGGCCUCUGGCAUGCUGCCUUGGGAGCAUCGUAUAGUCGAACCCGAGCCAGUAUUUGAAGUUGAACCUGAACCCGAGCCUGAGAUCGAACCUGAGCCAGCAUUUGAAGUCGAACCCGAACCCGAACCUGAGCCUGAGGUCGAACCAGCCCUUUACUGGCCAGGUGAGAGCCAGGAAAGGACGAACGCCGAGUUUCGUGCGCUGGUGGAUGGCAAUGAAGCGGACAAAGAUGAGUUCGAAGAGAUGGGCAUUCAGGCCGCAGAUAACUUGACUCCACACGGCCUAUCUCACUUAGUUCGAUUUCAAGUAUCCUCUAAACAUCUCACACUUGCUUCGCCUGCCUUUGAGAUAAUGUUGAAAAGAGUAUGGUCUGAGGCACACACCCUUAAUACCCAAGGAUCUGCAGAAUUACGCGCGCUUGGUACUACUUUGGAGGCUCUCCGCAUUUUUCUGAACGCUGUCUAUGGCCGCACGUAUGAUAUUCCAUGA